Molecule: messenger RNA, 4616 nt
Organism: Hirundo rustica (Barn swallow)
Lineage: Eukaryota; Metazoa; Chordata; Aves; Passeriformes; Hirundinidae
Gene: DZIP1
Product: DAZ interacting zinc finger protein 1
Exons: 20
Coding region: 248-2707 (819 amino acids)
Biological process (GO): cilium assembly
Cellular component (GO): ciliary basal body; cytoplasm
Source: RefSeq, a predicted model, not a curated record
AUACUCAGUGAGAUAUUAAGAAAAAUGUUUUAAUCAGGAGGAGAACUUAGACAUGCAACAGGUUGUACUGGGAGGUCAUGGAUUGUCUGUUCAUCUUAAAUGCCACAGGUGAUGUGAACUAGUGUGCAGCAGAAAUUUGGACUGGACGAUGAUCACCAGAGGUCCCUUGAGAACGUCUCUGCCGGGGCUGCUAUAGCGACGCGGAGGACGCCGGCGCCGAGCGGAGCAGCAGGGCCAGAGCCCGGACAUGCCCUUCUCCCAGCUCAUCUACCACUCGCCGGCGGCCGGGCCCGGCGCGGGGCCGGCGGCGUUUCCCGCGUUCCAGUUCCGCAGACGGCACGAGAACCCGGACUGGCGGCGGCUGAGCACCGUGGACGUGGAGCGGGUGUCGCGGGAGGGGGACGUGGCGGCCCUACAGGCGCACCUGGAGCACGUCACCUUCUGCAGCGCCGAGCGGGAGCGUUGCCCGCACUGCCAGAGCCCCGCGGACCCGCUGCUGCUGAAGCUGCUGCGCAUGGCACAGCUCUCCACCGAGUACCUGAUGCACUCCCAGGAGUACCUCAGCGCCCAGCUCGGCAGCCUGGAGGAGGCCCUGAGAGAGACGCAGAACCAGCGUGACCAGCUGGGCAAGGAGGUUGCCCAGCGCUUGCAGGAGAUCCAGGGGCUCAAGGAGGAAUGCCGGCGGAGGAAGAAGAUGAUCAGCACCCAGCAGAUGAUGCUGGAGGCACGAGCCAACUACCACCAGUGUCCGUUUUGUGAAAAGGCUUUUAUGACCUAUUCCUUUUUACAAAGUCACAUUCAAAGACGUCACUCAGGGGAGUCUGAGAUCGAACAGAAGAAGAAAGGAAAUAUAGAAAAAUUGCAGGAUGAGAUUGAAAAACUGAAGGAGCAGUUGCAGUUUACCAAGUCCCAGUUAGAGUUUGAACAGCAGGCUAAUUUGGCCAGGUUGUCUAAGGAAUGUGAGCAAAAAUCAAAAGAAGAAGAGAUUCUACAAGCAUUUCAUAAAUGGAAAGAUGAGGAAAGAGAGAAAUUCACUGAUCAAAUAGAAAAAGUGAAAGAUAUGUUUAUGAAAGAUCUUAAGGAGUUGUAUUCAAGAAAUUCAACCUUAGAAAAUCAACUGUUAGAAAUACAAAAGUCCAAUAUGCAACAAAAAUCCAAUUUAGGAACACUGAAAGACAGCCAUGAAUUUCCAGAGGAGAAACCUCCACGUCCUCAGGAUCAUCCAGAAGUGGUUAGACAUCUGGAAAAACAGGAAAAAAAGUGGACAUCUUUAAUACAAGCCAUCCGUCAUGACCAUGAGACAGAAAAGUCUGUGCUGCAGUCACAGAUUGAAUCAAUCAAAACAUCAGCGAGGGAGGACCUGAACAGAAAUAACACCUUUUACAGGACGAGGAUAGAAAAAUUGGAGCAGAGGCUUCAGCAGCAGAAUGAGAUGAUUACUAAUCAAAAGAAGCGGAUAAAAGAACUGUCCACAAAACCAGCUCCAGGUGUUAAAAUGUAUGAUGUGAACACUCCUGUGGAGAAUCUCCAAGAACCUAAACCAAGUCCACCAAUUACCCCACACGAAAUUGAGAAAAGUGAUCUAAAACCAGGUAGAAGUAACCACUAUUUAAUAAAAGCUCUGAGGUCUGAUCCUUCUUUAACUAAAGAACUGCGAGUUGUUUUGGAGCAAGCUCUGGAGGAGAAGCUGGAAUCCUUGGGAGUUAAAGCAGGUGUUUGUGGGAUAUCAAGUGAUCACUUAAAUAAGAUUUUGCGAGCUAUUGAACGUGCCAGAGAAUGCAAAGAGAAGCAAGAGCCCACCAUUCACGGAAUUCGAGAGCAUCUUGAACGUCAAGUUGGCUUUCGGAUUGAAGAGAAAUCAUCGUCUUCUAGCAGACCUGAUUCCUGUGUUCAGCGUCCUGGGGAAGAAAAGCACAAGUUCAGUCCAUUGAGAAUUUCCUCAUUUGCCACAUCUCCAAAACCAUCAGCUGUCCGCCCACCUGGACAAAGAACAAUCAUCCCUGAGCAUACUUCUACACCAAAACCCAGGAAGAUUCUUGGAAGUGGAGUUUCCAGAAAGACGUCUAGCAUCACAACACCACCAUUCAGUUCAGAGGAAGAAGCUGAUGAAGAGGAUAUGAAACAGUCUUAUGUAACCCCAGAGACAUUGCAAAAGCAGUCAAAACCAUCAAGCAGUGUAGUCCGUGCUUUUCAGAAGCCUCCUAGCAAAAGCGAUGGGGAUGGGCAGGAGGAAAAUGGAAUUGAAGAAACUGGAACACCUGCCAAAACUGCUAAAGGAACAGUUGUUCAAAAACUGGCCAAACAAGUUGGAGAGAGUCUUUCUAACCAUGGAAGUAAGAACAAACCAGCUGGAGGAAUUAAUGUUGCACAGGCAUUUAUGAAGAAAGAAGAGGUGAAAGAACCAAAGCUCACAGAAGCUGAUGACGAUGAUUGGGAUAUUUCAUCAGUAGAGGAAGACGUUUUAUUGAUGAAAGAUGACAGAGGUCAGAAGGGGAUGACGGUUCAGAAAAAUGAGCCCGGUGGUGCAUCUGUGGUACACGCAUGGGGACUCCCCAAGAAAAGUGCGCCAAAGGAGGAAGGGAGAAGGGAACUCACUUGUCUUGAGAAUAGUAACAACAUUUCAGGCCUUCAUGAAGCUGAUAAUACAAGCACGUUAAAAAGCAGUUUAGUUUCUGUAACAGACUGCAGUGAUUCUUCAGAUAUAUAAUUGUUCCAUUCCUGAUGGGAGCUCCUGCUUUCGGGAUCUGCUGAGGUUCAAAAUGCAGGUGAAAACAAGUGUUUCCCAGUGACUUCUCUCAUUGGUCCUGUAAUAACAAGGAACACUGUUUACAGAGCUCUUGUGUCUUUCAGUCUGACUCUGAAAAAUAGUAUUGAAAUAUGCAUUACUGGCCAUGUCUGUUUGGAAACAAAGUAAUUCUCUCUCUUUGUGGUAGUUUAACCCCAGCCAAGCCCCACGCAGCCGCUCACUCACUUCCUCACCUGUGGAACUAGGGAGAGACUUGAAAGAGUAAAAGCGAGAAAACUCGUGGGUUGAGAUCAAGGCAGUUCAAUAGGGAAAGCAAAAGCCACACACACAAGCAAAGCAAAACAAGGAAUUCAUUCCCUGCUGCCCAUGGGCAGACAGGUGUUCAGCCAUCCCAGGAGAGCAGGGGCCCAUCACAGGUAAUGGUGGCUUGGGAAGACAAAUGCCAUCGCUCCAAAUGUCUUCCUCUUCCUCCUUCUUCCCCCACUGUAUAUACUGAGCAUGAAGUCACAUGGUCUAGAAUGUCCCUUUGGUCAGUUUGAGUCACCCAUCCCACCUGUGUCCCUUCCAAACCUCCCGUGCACCCCCCAAUUUCCUCGCCAGUGUGGUGGUAUGAGAGUAUGAGAAACAGAAAAGGCUCUGUGCAAGCCCUGCUCAGCAAUACCAAAAACAUCUCUAUUAUCAACUCUAUGUCCAGCACAAAUCCAAGACACAGCGCCAUACCAGCCACGGUGAAGAAAAUUACCUCUAUCCCAGCCAAAACCAGCACACUCAUGAGUUCAGUGGUGAAAGUCCCUUUCAUUUCUCUGGAGUGAGGAUUUUCCCUCUAAUGUUUACAUUAAGGAUUGAAACUGGUCUUGCAAGAAAGCCUGUUAACCAAUGAACAGAAUAUACUGCAGAGUAUCACUUUAUACAAUUUUUAAUGCAUAUUUUCUUGUAUUUUAUCAUGAACUUUAUAUAAAAUUGUCAACAUUUUAAAGAAAAUAUGUCCAUGUAUUAAACUGUUAAGUUUCUACCAUGGUUUACAAUAAACACCAAAUGAAAAGAAAAAAGCCUCAGCUCUAAACUAAUCUUCAUUAAGUGCCUCCUAUAUGGAGAUGUUGGUUUGUUGAUUUUUGUUGUUGUUGUUGUGGGGGUUGUUUUUUUUUUUUUUUUAUUGGAGUUGAGUCUUUGUUAGUAUAAAAGGACUACAACUGGAAAAAAAUUACAAUAUCAAGCCACAGUGAGAAAGCACUGACGUGCCAUUGCACAAGUACUCAACAUUUCUAGUUUGUCCAUAUUGGCUGCCUUUUUUAAAAAAAAUGCAGUAGCGUUUCUACUUAAAUGAUGUACAAAAAUAACAUCAAACAAAAAGAACCUUGACUUUGUAGUUCUAAUGUAAUUUAGAUAGUAUCAGAUACAACAUUUUUUCUAUACUGUGCCAUUAUUAAAUAGGGCCAUUCAUUUUUUAUAUUUACACUGUUGCUCCAAAAUUGCCAAUUUUUAUUGAAACUCCACGGAUCCAUCCCUUCAAACUUCACAACAAACCUGGAUUUGUGUCUGAUUUUAGGGAGUCAGUUUAGAAAGCAUUUUGUGGUUAUUUGUAAUCUCUGUUCUCAUUUAUUGACUUGUAUAAAUACUCCCUCAAAAGUCAUCACAUUUCCAUGGACAGACAAAGAAAAAAUACUAGCUGAAUUUUUGAACUGCAGUAUGCCAAUACAGUGUGUGUGGUGCCAUUCCCAUAAGCAGCUGACAUGACAAACUGAAUUAGUAAAUACCUCAUUUAUUUUUUUCAAGAAUGUAACAUCAGCUCAUGAUUGCCAGGUAUAAACUUUACAAUAAGAACAUCAAUCUUACAAUAUUAUAUAAUAAAAUUUACAUCAGUAUGUAAAAA